Molecule: messenger RNA, 591 nt
Organism: Pyrus x bretschneideri (Chinese white pear)
Lineage: Eukaryota; Viridiplantae; Streptophyta; Magnoliopsida; Rosales; Rosaceae
Product: E3 ubiquitin-protein ligase RNF181-like
Exons: 1
Coding region: 1-591 (196 amino acids)
Biological process (GO): protein ubiquitination
Cellular component (GO): cytoplasm
Molecular function (GO): ubiquitin protein ligase activity
Source: RefSeq, a predicted model, not a curated record
AUGUCAAGCAACAGAGCCUUUGCCAGCUGUGAAGUGUGGCAGGAAGGAGGCGAACUCGCCGACGACAGUUCCUCGACGAAACCCGAGUUCUUGAUUGAUAUGUAUGCUCAAUUUUCAAGGUACCCUCUAAGCUUCAAGGAGCAAUGCCACGUUCUAACAGAGAGCAAAACAUCCUGGUCUGUAAUAUCCAACAUGCUUUCGCAGGCGUCGGUUCCCUACCAAGUUCAGCCGUCCAUGAUCCAGGCGAUUUGUACUCGCGCUCGUGAAAUCGCCCGUGAUCCUGAGAACAAGAACCGGAAGACUAUUCGGAUGGUAGUGCAUCUAACAACUGAACAAGAACAGUUGUCGGAGGACCACGACCAAACGCUUGUGCCGCGGACAAAAGGUACACCAAUUGAAGAGCUAGAGAGAGUCAAAAUCGAAGUCUGCGGGAAGCAGUGUGUUAUAUGUUUGGAAGAGAUGCAGCGUGGUUGCGAAUCGAUUCGCAUGCCAUGCUCGCAUGACUACCACGAGAGUUGCAUAACGAAUUGGCUGGAGACGAGUCACCUGUGCCCGCUUUGCCGGUUUGAGUUGCCUGCUGCAUCCUUGUGA